AUGAGUCAUCAAUGGGUCAAGAUUGAGAAUAGGACCUCUAUCGAGUAUGUGAACGGGGUAAAGGAAUUUCUAAAUGUUGCCCGACAUACUUUGAAUUCUAAUGGGUUAACUCCAUGCCCGUGCAGUAAUUGUCUCAAUUCGAGAUUACAAAAUAUAAGUGUCAUUACUUCUCAUUUGAUUAGUGUAGGAAUUGAUAAGUCAUAUACACGGUGGGUGCAUCAUGGUGAAGAUGAAAUCGAAGAAGAAGAUGUUCCACAUAAUGAUUUUGUUAAUAUUGAAUCUGCCGGCUUAAGAGCAGGAUUAGAGGAUGCAGUUGGUCAUCCAUUAUUUGAUAUUGGACCUACCAAUGAUCUAAUUGGUAACAAACACCCAGAAAAUGCUCGUUAUGAGAAGCUACAUGAAGCUCUAAAUAAACCUUUGUAUGAAGGAUGCAAAAGUUCUACAUUGACAUUUGUUGUGAAGUUGAUGAAUUUGAAAGUGAUGAACAAGUGGACAGAUAAUUCGUUUGAGAUGAUGCUAAAGUUGCUACACGAGGAUCUUCCUGAUUGUAAUAAUUGUCCAGAGAGCUAUUACGAUGUUAGAAUGUUGCUUUGUGAAGCCGGUUUAGGUUAUGAGCUUAUUGAUGUUUGUCAAUAUGAUUGUGCUAUUUUCUAUGGGGACAACAAAGAUGCCAUAACAUGUCCUGUUUGUCAAAGCAAUCGUUACGUGCGCAACAAAAUUGCUCAUAAAAAGUUACGAUACUUUCCAAUAACACCUCGUUUGAAGCAUCUAUAUGCUUCACGCCACACUGCCACAGACAUGCGUUGGCAUAAAGAAGUUCGUAAAGAUGAGCCUGGAGUUUUGCGUCAUCCGGCUGAUGGAGAGGCUUGGAAACAUUUUGAUAAAAUGUAUCCUAAUUUUGCAGAUGAUCCUAGGAGUGUACGAUUGGGGUUGGCUUCAGAUGGGUUUAACCCUUUUAGCAAUAUGACAACUUCAUAUAGCAUGUGGCAUGUUAUUUUGAUGUCGUAUAACAUGCCACCUUGGUGUACAAUGCAUAAGAGUAGUUACUUUCUAACGUUACUAAUUCCUGGGCCAAAAUCUCCUGGUAAAGACUUUGACAUCUUCUUAAGGCCACUUGUAGACGAACUUAAAGUUCUAUGGGGUAAUGGGGUUCAAGCAUAUGAUGAAGAUUCAAAAUCACUUUUCACUCUUCAUGCCGCAAUAAUAUGGACAAUCAGUGACUUCCCUGCUUAUGCUUACUUGUCUGGGUGGAGUACUAUGGGUAAGUUGGCAUGUCCAAUAUGCCUUGAGGAUACCCGUUCUAGAAGGAUUCGUGGUAAACAAUGUUAUAUUGGACAUCGAUGUUUUUUAAGCAAAACACAUAGGUGGCGAAAUAGCAAAGAAUUUGAUGGGAAGAAAGAGCUAAGGGAAAAACCUCGCCGAUUUACAGGUGAUCAAAUUCUAACACAGUUGGCGGAUAUUCCAAGACGCACUACUGGAAAAGCACCUAGUAAUGUUGAUAAGAAGCGUAAACGAGGUGCUAAUGAGCUUAAUUGGUCAAAAAAGAGUAUAUUGUUUGAACUUCCAUAUUGGUCUAAACUAUUGAUGCGCCAUAAUCUUGAUGUCAUGCAUAUAGGGAAAAAUGUCCAUGAUAAUAUAGUUGGGACAUUGUUAAAUGAUCCCGUGAAGUCAAAGGAUACUACAAAUGCACGUUUAGACUUGGAGGAUCUUAAUAUUCGCAAGGAUCAAUGGCUAAGAGAGAGAAAUGGAAAAUUUGAGAAACCUCAUGCUAAUUUCACAUUGACUAGAGAUGAAUGUGUGGAGUUUUGCAAAUUUAUCAAGUCUGUUCGCCUACCUGAUGGCUAUGCGUCCAACAUAAGUCGAUGUGCGACAGAUUCUAAUACACUCGGGGGGAUGAAAACACAUGAUUGCCAUGUAUUGCUUCAGAAAAUACUACCAGUAGCCAUUCUUCCUUUCUUGAACAACGAAAUACGUACAACUUUGAUUGAGCUUUGCCAAUUCUUUCAAAAAAUAUGUUCUAAGACUCUAUAUGCUAAAGAACUCGAGGAUAUGAAGACUGGGAUUGUAAUCAUAUUAUGCAAACUUGAGAAGAUAUUUCCUCCAUCAUUUUUCACUAUCAUGGUUCACUUGUGCGUACAUUUACCAGAGGAGGCGUUAUUAGGAGGACCAGUAAGCCAAAGAUGGAUGUUUGGGAUCGAACGUCGUAUGGGUACAUACAAGGGAUAUGUUCGUAACUUUGCUCGUCCUGAUGGAUCCAUUACUGAAGCAUAUGUUGUCGAUGAGGCUGUCACAUUUUUAUCUCGUUAUGUAGAUGAUAUCGAGACAAGAUUCAACCAUGAUGAACGCAAUUGGGAUGUACCAACCACCCAACAUGGGUUGGAGGUAUUCACCAAUAAAGUCCGUAUAUUGGGUGCUUCGAAAUUCGAACUACUAGGGGAGUAUGUUGAUGUGGUGCAAUGGUACAUCAUUAAUAAUUGUGAAAAUGAACUUGAUGUUUACAUAGAGUAA
Molecule: messenger RNA, 2508 nt
Organism: Lactuca sativa (garden lettuce)
Lineage: Eukaryota; Viridiplantae; Streptophyta; Magnoliopsida; Asterales; Asteraceae
Source: RefSeq, a predicted model, not a curated record